AUCCCAGAGGGGAGUGGUUGCUAAGUUAGGCUGGUUGCUAGGACCAAGAGGAGGUGGUUUCUGUGGCAGGGAAAGGACCCAAGAAACCAUCUAUUCCUCACGAUGCCACCGCCGAUAAAGAAGGAGCGAGACCCUUUGGCCAUUUCAACCCACUUGUUACAGCCUUGGGAGGGAGACCAGGAGAAGCUAGCCAAGAUCCAUUUCAAAAUUUUAAAAGGACAUUCUGAAACCGUGACUUCCUGUCAUUUCUGUUUUUAUGAUACAAAAGUUCUCUCUGGCUCUUUUGACAGCACUGUGAAACUCUGGGAUACUGCCACUGCUAUCUGUAUCCAGACAUUUAAAGAUAAGCAUACUGGACCAAUUUCUGAAUGCUGCUUGAGUCCAGAUAAUAAAAGGUUGAUAACAGGAUCCUAUGAUAAAACGCUAAAGGCCUGGGAUACUGAAACAGGAAAAAUGCUUUGGUCUUUAGAGCAGGAUGGACUUAUAACGUCUUGUCAUAUUUCUCAUGAUGGUAAAUAUGUUGUCUCUGGUUCAGAUUUGGAAAAUGCUUUAUUCAUCUGUGAUGUGGAACAUGCUAAACAGGUGGCAUUCAUCAGAGAGUAUCACAGAAGUACAGUGAGAAGAUGCCGUUUUGAUCCUGACAACCAACGAAUAGCCACAGUGUCCUCUGACAUGUCUAUAAAAUUCUGGGACAUUAUAGCACAGUCUACCACAGUCACAAUAGAACGGGCACACAACAAUGCAAUUUCAGAUUGCUGCUUCUCCAUGGAUGGUCACUACUUAUGCACAGCUGGCUGGGAUGAAAAUAUAAAGUUGUGGGAUAUCCGAACUGGAGAGUUCCGUUCUCAUGGGCCUAUUACUUUGGAACAAGGUCACAUAGGUAUUGUUGGCUGCUGUGAUGUUAGUAACGAUGUGUCACUUGUGGUGUCUGGAGGUUAUGACAAAACCAUUGUUAUCUGGGAUGCACAAGAAGCAUAUAAAAAGCUAACUUUAAAGGGCCAUGGAGACUGGGUCACAGACAUUGCAAUCAGUAAUGACAAGAAGCGGCUUGUUUCUGCCUCAAAGGACUGUACUAUGAGAGUAUGGGACAUUGGAAAUAUCAAUGAGAUACCUCUGGUGAUAGAAGCCAUAAAAACAAGAGGCUCCAAGAUAGCUACGUGUGAAAAGUGUAAGAAGCCCUUCUUGAUCUUCCAGGAUGAGGAAGAACAAGUGGAAACCAAAUGUGUUUUCUGUCGGCUGGAAGCUCCGACUAAAAACGUUUUACCGGUGCCUCCGCCUUUCCCUCCCGAUUUUUAACCUCUGUUAAAGGCUUACAUGUAUUGCAAUGCGUUCGCUGCUACCUGUAUUGUGACAUGUAGAUCUGGGCCUAUUUCCCAAGAAAGGCGUUUUCAUUUAUCUUAUGUUAUUAUUAAGAAUUCAUAACAGAGAAUAUAUACCUAAUCUGGCAUGUAGCUGCUUUUAAUGUGCGUCAGUAUUAGGAUUAAUUGAUAACUAUCCUGAGCAUGACGUACAUGAGAAAGUGUUUCCAACUACUUUGUAUGUUUUCAACUGAGAUUGAUUGCACAGACCUCCAGGAAAAUAUUCUUUUGGUCAAUGAACACUAAUGCGCUGCAGUUUCUCAA
Molecule: messenger RNA, 1622 nt
Organism: Sceloporus undulatus (fence lizard)
Lineage: Eukaryota; Metazoa; Chordata; Lepidosauria; Squamata; Phrynosomatidae
Gene: WDR88
Product: WD repeat domain 88
Exons: 11
Coding region: 103-1296 (397 amino acids)
Molecular function (GO): protein binding
Source: RefSeq, a predicted model, not a curated record